Messenger RNA from Equus caballus (horse), 1086 nucleotides. RefSeq names its product matrix metallopeptidase 26 (gene MMP26). Gene Ontology annotation, biological process: collagen catabolic process; proteolysis; extracellular matrix organization. Gene Ontology annotation, cellular component: extracellular matrix. The record is from RefSeq and is a predicted model, not a curated record. Gene Ontology annotation, molecular function: metalloendopeptidase activity; zinc ion binding. Lineage: Eukaryota; Metazoa; Chordata; Mammalia; Perissodactyla; Equidae.
GAAAUGAGCAUUUGCCAUGCGGCCUGCCACCUUAAUAGCUACUAUUUUCCUGCCUUGGUGCCUGCCUUUCCCUGUACCCCCUGCUACACACCGUAGAGGAUUGGACUUUGUUACGGACUAUUUCCACCAGUUUUUCCUGCCCACGAAAGAGUCACCACUCCUCACCCAGAGGAGAGAGAUACAGCUCCUGCAGCAGCUCCCUCUAAAUGAGACAGACAUACAAAAUGAGCAGAUGCUGGCUAUGCAACAUCGGCCUCGCUGUGGAGUAACUGAGGUGGCCAACAGCUCCGUCUUCCCAGGAAGUUCCAAAUGGAAUAAGCACACUCUGACCUAUAGGAUUAUCAAUUACCCAAGAGAAAUGAAGCGAGACACAGUGAAAGACAUCAUACUUGAUGCGCUUUCCAUCUGGAGUAAUGUGACCUCCUUGAUCUUCCAGGAGGCAAAAAGCCAAGAUGCAGACAUCACGCUUUCUUUCUGGGACUUGGCCCAUGGAGAUGAUUGGCCCUUUGAUGGGCCAGGAGGUAUCCUAGGCCAUGCCUUUUUACCAGAUUCUGAUGCUCCAGGAGUUAUCCACUUUGACAAAGGAGAACACUGGUCAAAUUCAUACAAAGGGUUUAAUCUGUUCCUGGUUGCCAUUCAUGAGCUAGGUCAUUCUCUGGGCCUGAGGCACUCUGGAAGUCAGAACUCUAUCAUGUAUCCUAGCUAUGUGUAUCAUGACCCUAGAACCUUCCACCUUGGUGUUGAUGACAUCCAGAGAAUCCAGCAACUGUACGGUAUGUGUCUGCUGGAAGGGAGAGGGUUCUGGGGAGGAAAUUCCAAUGGAAGUUUGCUGUUUUCUUCUUUCUCCACCAGGAAAAAGAUGUUCAUCUGAAAUGUCCUAAUGCUGGCACAGAAGAAUAAUUCAAUAUGGCUUUUCAGUGGCUUCACUGAAGAAUCAAACAGGUCAAAGCACUGAAGCAGCCUUGGGGACUGCUUGAACUAACCCCUAAAGAGUGGAACCUAGUCAGAGCAGCUGAGUCAAAACUCAGAACACUUCUGUGUCACAAUUACGAUAGUUUUUAAGAAUAAAAUUUUGUUUUUACAAUU